CGGUGCCUGCAGGUGGCGGCGGUGCCGCGCUCUGCCGCGCUCCGCCUCCGGUCCCCGCCGGGCCUGCGCCCUCCGCCGCCGCCGCGCAGGGCCCGGGGCCGGGCGAUGACCGACGAGGCGGUGCGGGCGCUGCUGCAGCGCUUCUACGCCCUGCAGGGCGAGCGGGUGGAGGCGUACCGGCUCUUCGAGGAAGGCCACCGGGCGUACCUGAGCAGCGCGCCCCACUACGACUUCCCGCGCUACCGGCAGCUGGUGCACGAGCUGACGCUGGCCUUCAGCGGCAUCUCCCGCGAGGUCCUGCAGCUCCAGGGGCGGCUGCGGGACCAGCACGGCCGCCCCGAGCUGGCCCAGCACCUCGCCCGCGUCCAGGAGCGGGAGCAGGAGAAGCUGCAGCUGACGGCGCAGCUCCAGCUGGCGCGGCAGCAGGCGCAGGACGAGCCCGGCGUGGACGCCCACCAGCAGGAGGUGCGGGAGCUCAAGCACAAGCUAAUUAAAACCAUUGAGGCAAUCAGCGAAAUUCUCCAGGACCUCAAGUACGAUUCGGAAGAAGCCGAGUGAUGGGCGGCCCCGUGGGAACGGCUGCAGGGGCCGGGCAGCAGAGCUCUGCCCGCGCCAGGGGGGCCCCGCUCGGCCCCUGCUCCCCCCACCCGGCCAGCCCCGCUCCCGCUGCGCCCCACAGCAGCCCCGCGAGGGGGGCACCUUCGCUCCGGGCCCUUUUUGUGGGUGCAGAGCCCCUCCUGGGGGUCCCCCCAGAUCCUGAGCAUCGCUGCGGGGACGGGUGCUGGUGUUGCUCCCGCUCUCUGCUGGCUGCAGCGGGGCUGUGAACCGAGGAAAACCACAACCCACGGCCCUAAGGGGAUCUACCACCCCCAGGACACCUCGCUCCGAGCCCCACGGUGCUGGGGGUCCCCGUGGGGACGGGUGCUGCCUUUGCUGCAACCUGGAAGCCCACACUUCUGGGAUGGGAGCUGCCCCCCCAGAGCUUCUCCGUGCUCCAUGGCUGCUCCAAGCCGGCUCCGGGCACGGGGACAGCACCCUGCGAGCACCCCUUUUUUUAUGGUCACCCCACAAUAAAAACAACUCUUUGGAA
Cygnus olor (mute swan) is the source of this 1090-nucleotide messenger RNA. RefSeq names its product required for excision 1-B domain containing (gene REX1BD). The transcript is spliced from 5 exons. Lineage: Eukaryota; Metazoa; Chordata; Aves; Anseriformes; Anatidae. The coding region runs from base 106 to 558 and encodes 150 amino acids. The record is from RefSeq and is a predicted model, not a curated record.